Molecule: messenger RNA, 426 nt
Organism: Entrophospora candida
Lineage: Eukaryota; Fungi; Glomeromycota; Glomeromycetes; Entrophosporales; Entrophosporaceae
Source: the annotation of a GenBank genome assembly
AUGACUUCCUCUGUGGCAAAAGGCCGCGCGCUUGAACUCGAAAUUGUCAACAAAUUGAGGGAUGCGGGGGUUGAGUGCGAGCAUACUGGAGGGCCGGGCGACAUGGGAAUUGAUAUUAAAGGAGUUUCCUGCGACAUCCCAUUUGUUGUGCAAUGUAAGAAUUGGACUCGAAAGAAUAUAGGUAAAGGAGAUGAUCGAUGUCGUGGUGGUGCGUGGGAUACAGAUAAAACAUCGGUAUACGAUAUUGUUCUCACGGAUGAGACAAAUAUUGUAGAGGAUUUAUCAUUUAUAGUCGCUGAUAAGGAUUCAAAAUUAGUAAAUAUUAUAAGUGAAACCUACCCAGUUACUACUGAAGCAGAUAAUACAUGUGACUUGAUAAAUAAUGAUCAAGAUGCAAUUUCCGGUGACACUAAUGUUGAUGAUUGA